Symbiodinium pilosum is the source of this 744-nucleotide messenger RNA. The record is from the annotation of a GenBank genome assembly. NCBI's taxonomy places the organism in Eukaryota, Dinophyceae, Suessiales, Symbiodiniaceae.
AUGCAAAAGAGCUUGGACAAAGAGCUCCAGGAAGCUAAGGAGGAGCAGAGGGAAGAAGAGGAGCGUGAAGCCCAGGAAGAUGAGAACAACGAUGCAAAGGAUACGGCGGAAGGCGAGGAAGCGUCGCGCAAGCCAAAGUCCUUGCCCAGGCCAAAGGGAAAGUCACAACCUAAGGCCAAGGCGAAAGCAAAAGCAAAGGCAAAGGCAGCAGGAAAGAAUACAAAUGCAGGGAACAGCAAAGCUGCCAAGCCAAAGGCCAGCGCAAAGGGCAAAGAAGCGUCGGAUGAUGAUUCGGAGAACAUGAAGGACCACGAGACAGCGCAAGGAUCAUCCGAGCCAGCGAAACUGAGCUCCCCAAAGAAGGCAAAGGCAAAGGCAGCCCCUUCCCCAAGCGACACCCCAAGCGAGCAAGCACCCAACAAGAAGAGGAAGGAUCAGGAGCCGGAAGAGGAGAAAGGCGAGGAAGCAGGCGAUGAAAUGAAAGUGAAGAAGCGAAAAGAUUUCAUGGCUACCGGGGGUGCAUGGGAGAAAGGCGUGGUGCUGAAGCAAAUCCGAUCCCGAGACCGCAACGGCAACCGUGCCUGUCGCAAAUGGUUAACAAAGAAGCAACUGCUCAGGCACUUCGAGGGAGAUGAAGAGUUGGUUGAAGCCUUGAUAAUCCGCAAGGAGACAGAUGCCGAUUUGAGCAAGAGCGAGGUCCGGCCCCACCCAGAAUGUCCUGGCUACUUGUUUGAGUCUAUGUAA